GCAAAGUCUCUCCUAUGUCUAUAGGACUCUUUCUCAGAACCAGUGUCAUGUUUGAGAAGGCAAGACAGACACACAUGUUGUCUGAGCAGCUGUGUACUUCCUAGGCCGCGAUCUAGUUCGAUGUAGGUCUUACUCUAGUUUCGCUUGCAUCCUGUGAAGACAUCGUAUCGGUCAGAAAAGACAGUACGACAGAUCAUGCCGUGUCGUGCAUCUUCUCUGUGCAGCAUUCUGUCAGCUAUACAAGUACUUGAGCGACCCUCGCCUCUGUUGUUCUCAGAACAUCAACCAACGCAAACGCCAAAGACAUACCUCAAGCAGAUCCGCUACGAUGAAUACGAGGACCCUCCGCAGCCCAAGUUCCCCAACGAUCUGUCGAGCAACCACGACUAUGCUUUGCAAGCUCGAGAGUUUGACCAUGUCCCUCACCCCCAUGAUCCUAUGCGACCCAACUUCAUCCAAACUGGCAUGUACGACCGGAACAUCGGUCGUUACUACCCUAGCGGUACUUCAGCUCCUAUCUACACCCGCGGUGACAUCAGGAAACUCGAGACACUGGGUCCUCUGAAGAGACAGACGACUGUAGGCAGAUGGAAGGCUGUAUGCGAUGGCAAAAAGUGUCUGGAGGAUUGUGCUGAAGGCUACUGGGAGAAGAUAUGUCAGAUUGACAUGCAAACUCAACGAAUCGUCACAGAGGUCCGUUUCAUGGGACGGUGCAACCAAUGCGGACGCAACUUCCAUGAGAAUAUUCCCGGGAUUUGAGCCAGGGUCUUCCGAAAUACGCUGCAAGUCCAUACCCUCGAUGUGGUCGCUCUGCCGAGUCUGCAGAGCAUGUACUGCCGCUCGUCAUACCCCGACAACACGACAUCAGUCAUGGCGGGUUUAUGGAUUCCUUUGUGCUUAGCGCUUUGGUCGAUGAAUGACAUUGUUCAUCUUCGAGUCCUCUUUGACGAACGUCGAGUUCUUUCAUCAGCUUUUUGAUCUACUUAGCAUUCU
This is a messenger RNA of Aureobasidium subglaciale EXF-2481, 993 nucleotides long. RefSeq lists its product as uncharacterized. Bases 196 to 759 code for a protein of 187 amino acids. Lineage: Eukaryota; Fungi; Ascomycota; Dothideomycetes; Dothideales; Saccotheciaceae. The transcript has 3 exons. The record is from RefSeq and is a predicted model, not a curated record.